Messenger RNA from Glarea lozoyensis ATCC 20868, 2034 nucleotides. RefSeq lists its product as uncharacterized. Gene Ontology annotation, molecular function: protein binding. The record is from RefSeq and is a predicted model, not a curated record. Lineage: Eukaryota; Fungi; Ascomycota; Leotiomycetes; Helotiales; Helotiaceae. The transcript is spliced from 2 exons. Bases 1 to 2034 code for a protein of 677 amino acids.
AUGGCCCCUCAAUUCAAUAAUGGUUCCCUCAGUUCCCAUCCCACCUCACGAACCUCCUCCUUCUCUCCCUCUUCACAGUCCGGAAAACCGCUUUCCUCACGCUCGAUCUCGUCAACAAGAAUUUGGCGCUCGCAUCAGGAAUACCUAGACAGUUUGGAAUGUCCAACGCAUGAGAUGGUGCAGAAAAUCGCAGCGGUGCAGGAGGGGAAGGAGGAGGAGAUUAUCCGGAAACAUCUCAAAGAUGGACUGCAGAAAGGACACCCGGAAUUGAGCGAGGAUGAGAGGGAGAGGGCUGCUGGUUUAAUUCAGAGGAAUUAUCGCGGGCAUAGGGAGAGGAGGAUGAUGGCUGGGAUGAGUCUGGAUCCGAGUUCGAGGUGGGUGGAGGCUGUCAGGGAAGCGCAGUAUAGAAAUAUGGUGCAACCCAGGGCGAGAGGAGAAAUUGGGAAGAGCAAAGACGCUUCGUUAGAGGUUGGGGUGGGCCAGGCUGGGGAGGGUCUGUCGGUGGAGAAAACCGAUUCGCAUAGGCACAGAGCCACGAGUAGCGCAAGGCAGAACUGGAUGAAAAUUGGUCGAAUAGCUAGGAGGGCAGGAGGAGACGAAGACUCGGAUUCGGACAAUUGGGUUGAUGACGAGAACCUCCCCGAAAGCGAGCGCGAAGCUGCUCGGAGGCUACAAAUUCAAAAGAAAAUGGAACGGCAAAAGAAGGCCAAGAUGAUGGAUCUCCAAUAUUUUCUAGAGAUGGUUGAUCUUAAGCAUCGAUACGGGAGUAAUUUACGAGUGUAUCACGAGGAGUGGAAAAAAGCAGAUACCAAAGAGAAUUUCUUUUAUUGGCUCGAUAAAGGAGAGGGGAGGAUGAUCGAUAUGCAGGCUUGUCCAAGGGAAAGAUUAGAGAGGGAGCAGGUGCGGUAUCUGUCAAAGGAAGAACGAUUGAAUUAUCUGGUUAUAAUCAACAAGGAUGGAAGGCUUUGUUGGGCGAAGAACGGGGCUCUAAUAGAUACGACUGCAAAUUUCAAGGAUAGUAUACGAGGGAUUGUGUCGAGUACAGACGAAACGCCAGCAUUUACACCAGCUCAUGCGGAAGCUUCACAUCAUUCUCAUGAAGAUCACGAACAUGACGAUGAGUCUAGUGAUAGCUCUGAUUCUGGCACUUCGGCUCGUGCCAAUAAGUAUGCGAGUCCGGAAUUCGAUGGUGCGACAGGAGUCAAGAAGGUCAAACAUGUUUCGGCAGCAACGAUAUUUAACAAGUUGUUGCGCGGAUCGGUGAAGAAGAAUACCUGGAUAUUCGUCGCUGAUACAAGCUUUCGCUUGUAUGUUGGUAUCAAACAAUCUGGCGCUUUUCAGCAUUCUUCAUUCUUGCAUGGGUCACGUAUCUCCGCGGCUGGACUCAUUAAAAUCAAGAAUGGAAGACUCUCGAAAUUGAGCCCAUUGAGUGGUCAUUACAGACCACCAGUAUCCAAUUUCCGUGCCUUCGUCCACUCACUCAAAGAUGCUGGCGUAGACAUGUCUCACGUCUCUAUUUCUCGCUCUUACGCUGUACUCGUCGGUCUGGAAGCCUACGUCAAAACCCGACGUCGAGGCAAGAAAAUCAUCAAGAAGCUCGUCCACCACCGCGACAAACUCCUAGAUCCCGAAGAAGAAAAGAAACGUCUAGAGGCGGAACGUGAUAAGAGCGAGAGUGCGGAACUUGAACGCAGAUAUCUAGAGCAGAAGGAGAGGCUGGAACACGAGGAAGCUGAAAGAAACAGGGCUGAUAAAAGACUGCUGGAGAAGCUGGACCAGUUGAGGAGUCGACCUAGGAGUCGCAAUAGUUCUGUUGCUACGGGAGAUGGGACGAAAUCUCCUGUUAGUCCGAGAGCGCAUGAUUCGUUGUUUAGACAUGUGACGCCGGUUAAGAGUCCUCAGGUAGAAGAUAGGAUGGGGAUGGCGGAACUACAUAUCACGCCGCCGAAACAGAAACAGCCGGAUCCGGAUAUUGAAGCUCCUGGUACCGGACCGGAAAAUGCUAUUGCUCCUGAGGGGACGAGGAAUGAUUGA